Molecule: messenger RNA, 1551 nt
Organism: Striga asiatica
Lineage: Eukaryota; Viridiplantae; Streptophyta; Magnoliopsida; Lamiales; Orobanchaceae
Source: the annotation of a GenBank genome assembly
AUGGCUUCCUUCAAAAGAAUGAGUUUGCUCUGUUUGCUCUUUCUAGUAGUGUUUGAGCCGAGAAUGAGUUUGGCCGAUUCAGGAUUUGUUCAGACGAAGGGUACGCAAUUUGUUUUGGAUGAUUCCUCAUUUAUUUUCAACGGCUUCAAUGCUUAUUGGAUGAUGCACGUUGCAUCACAACCGAACCAAAGGGACAAAGUGUGUAAUGUAUUUCGAGAGGCUUCAGCUGCCGGUUUAACUGUGUGCCGAACAUGGGCGUUUAGUGAUGGAGGAGACCAAGCUCUUCAGAUAUCACCCGGCGCACUUGAUUUUGUGGUCUCCGAAGCUGCUAAGAACAAGAUUCGUCUUAUUUUAAGUUUGAGCAACAAUUACCAAGAUUUUGGAGGGAGGGCUCAAUACGUGAGUUGGGCGAAAAGUGCUGGAGCCCAAACGAGCAGUGAUGACGAUUUCUAUACCAACGAGGUUGUGAAGGAUUACUACAAAAAACAUGUUGAGAGAGUACUUAACAGAAUCAACACGAUUACUGGAGUUGCUUAUAAAGAUGAUCCCACCAUCAUGGCUUGGGAACUCAUAAACGAGCCUCGUUGCCAGGCGGACUACUCAGGGGACACUGUUAAUGCUUGGGUACAAGAAAUGGCCUCACACGUCAAAUCCAUCGACAGUAAACAUCUUCUAGAAGUAGGCAUGGAAGGUUUCUACGGAGACUCUUUCCCGGACAGAAAGCAGUACAAUCCAGGCUAUCAAGUCGGCACAGAUUUUAUCACCACCAAUCUUAUACAAGAGAUUGAUUUCACAACAAUCCAUGCAUACCCUGAUGCCUGUGGAAUUAAACUGUUACCGUCAGAAGACGAUGAUGCGCAGAUGGUUUUCAUGAGACGGUGGAUGACGAGUCACUGGCGAGACUCAAAGACCCUUUUAAGAAAACCGAUGGUUUUCACCGAAUUCGGAAAGUCGAGCAAAGAUAAAGGAUUCAGCGUGGCAUCAAGAGACUCGUACAUGAACGCGGUUUAUGGAAGCCUUUAUAGUUUCGCACGAGGAGGAGGGAUCGGUGGAGGAUUGGUGUGGCAGAUUCUGGAUGAGGGAAUGGAAUCUUAUUCAGAUGGCUACGAGAUUGUUCUGUCUGAGAGUCCAUCAACGAGCUCGAUUAUCAGCCAGCAGUCAAGGCAGAUGACUGCUCUGCAACACAUGAUGAGCAGACCAUGAUGAAUAACUUCUGUUCUGAAAAUGAAAUUAUCGUCCUUCUUUAUCAAAAUAUAGAGAUGAUAGCAGUAUUAUCGACCUGAUGGAGUUAUAUACGUUUUUAUAAGUAGUAGAAAACGGUUGUCAUGUGAUGGCUGUUCUUGUAACUUCACUUGUGGCAUUUUUCUGCAAGCUAAUGUUGUGUUUGGUGAAGUUUGAAAUGAGAAUUUGCAAUUCGUGUGACCUUUGUUUUUUAUUGUUUGUUUCAAGUACAUGAACUCGGAUUCAUACGGAGCAUUAACACAUGUAGAGUAUCUUACGAGGAAGUAAAAAUUAGGCUCCUCUUAAGCCACUUCGUGGAAUUGGAUGAUG